UGACCGGGGAUGUGCAAACAUGGCAGAAGACCUGUUAUUUCUCUAACAAAACUUUUUUUGUGUUUUCUUUAUGAUAAAAAUGGUAUUUGAUUUGUUCCAAAUAUCAUGUGUCUCAAACAAUAGCGUGUCGAGUUGCUUCAGUGCAUAUUCUUUUGUCUGAACAUGCCAGUCGGGCGGAUCUAGGCUGCGUCAUAACACAGUAUGAAAUACAGGUCCACAUGCAACGCCUGUAUAGACGGCCAUUGUAUUCUAGCCUAUCUAGAUCAUGUGACCGAUUCUUUUGAACCACAAGUUUAAGCGGCUAUUGGAUGUAAUCAAGCUGAAAGUUACCCCUUACGUUAUUACCAACGGCCGUUAUAACACAUUCGUUCCACGUAAGGAUUUCUACUAUUGAAACCGCCUAAAACAUUUCGGACUAAACAGUUAGGAGUGAUGUCGCUGGAAUUCUCUCCCAGAUGCUUGAGAAUGGACUACAAAAACAAUCACCAAAAGCUCUGUGUUUGAAGUCAUUAGGAGUUUUCAAUGCAUCUUUGUGUCGGAUGUGUAAAUCCAAGUGCCUACUUUCAAGAUUAAACAUGUAAAAAACCACUGUUUUAUAUCCAAGAAGGUAUUUGGAGUUGUUAAAGGAACUUGCUAGUGUCUACAAGUUAUUUUCAUGACAUACAUUAAGAAAAUGUUGCGCUCGCUGAGUCGUAGUAUUUUGCUUAGAAGAUAUCCCAAAACGAGGUUAAUGCUCUUCUUGAUGCUUGGAACGAGUUUUAUGAUAUAUGGGUACAUAAAAUAUUUACAAGAACCACUCUAUGUGUUCGUUCACAAUGACAUUCAUAGCCAAUGUAUAUUGCCUGACAUUGACAUCAAUGACCCGACCAUAAACAGAUUUUACAACUGGCAUCCUCAACCGCUUGAGUGUGAUUCGACAUCAUCCUUAACCAUUGUGGACAAGAACGGGCUCUUAAGAUUCAACGAAAGUGUGUACAUGCCGUCAAAAAAUGGAAAACUGGAUUGUGUCUACAGCAUAAUUAAUCUUGUGACCGAUUUCAAAGUAAAAUUUGAAACCGAAAUAAUUUUUUCUGGUCCUGUGGACGUUCCAGCAGAUGUCUUUAUUGUACGAUGUCGAAAUCCGUCCGGGAAAGUCGUUUAUGAAAAUCUUCAUCAGAAAAUUGAUAGGAAAUCUAAAGAAAAAAUAAUACAAAUGAAAGAAGAAACCGACGAAGAUCUCAGUAUUUUUAUGUUGGGCAUUGAUUCUGUUUCGCGUUUAGGAGCAACUCGGAAACUUCCAAAAACUGUGAAGUAUCUAACGGAAACACUAGGUGGUAAUAUUCUCAAGGGGUACAAUAAGGUUGGGGACAAUACCUUCCCCAAUUUGAUAGCGAUGCUUUGUGGGAAACACCAUCACGAAUUCAAAUUUGACUAUCAUUAUGAGUUUGCAGACAUGUAUCCUUUUAUCUGGAAGGAGUUUGAGAAACAAGGCUAUGUCACCAUGCAUAGCGAAGAUUGGCCCGAGAUAGCUACUUUUGAUCAUACAGUACCAUUAGGAUUCUCUAAACCUCCAACCACUCAUUACAGCAGACCUUUUUGGCUGGCCAUGCGUAAAAUUCAGCCAAUGCAAUAUAUGAUAGACCAGGUCUUCAUGUAUUUUGAAUCUAAGGCGGUGAAAAUGAAAACGUCAUCUGGUAUGUGUUACGGCAAUCGACCAAACCAUAUGCUGGUUGUGGACUUCUUCAAAAAAUUCGUGCAUGCAUACAAAGGAAAACAAAGAUUUGCAUUUGCUUGGCUGAAUGAGUUAGCACACAAUUAUAUAAAUUUUCUAGAAUAUGGCGACAACGACUUCAUGGAGCUCCUUAAAUGGUUUCAUGAAGAAGGGCACUUGAACAAAACUGUUCUGAUUUUGUACAGUGACCACGGUUCAAGGCUGGAUGAAAUAAGGAACACAUACGUAGGGCGUAUUGAGGACAGAAUGCCUUUCAUGUCUAUAGUGCUACCGGAAGUGUUGAAAAAGAAAUAUCCAACAAUUGUUGAAAACUUACAAGCAAAUGAGCAUAAACUUACAACGGCGUUCAAUAUACACGAGACAAUUCGUGACAUUUUAUAUAAAAGAUAUGAUGAUUUUUCAAGUGGUAAAACAGAAAGUAGUAGGACACCACAACCUUUAAGCAUCUUUAAAACCCUCCCUAAAAUGCAGUCAUGCGCAGAUGCAAAAAUUCCUGAACAUUAUUGUGCUUGUUACACCUCGCAGCCUAUUAAUAAGUCAUCACCGGUUGUAACAUCUAUUGCAAAACACUUAUUGCAAUAUAUUAAUACAUUUUUAUUACCGGUACGCGACAAAUGUGCCAAGUUGACUUUGGACGCUGUAAUAGAAGCCAGAACAGUCCAAAAUAGCCUGGAACGACAAGUUGAAAAAGAAACAAAAUUUACUUUGCUUAAUUGGAUAUUGUCGCCCGAAGAACAGUACGAUCAGAAAUACCUUAUUGUGAUAAGAACCAUACCAGGAAACGCGACGUUUGAGAGCACAGUGAAACAGACAGAAAAAGGUGUGUUUAAAAUAUUAGACGAGAUAUCUCGUACAAAUCGCCACGGCGCGCAGUCCAAGUGUUUGAGUGAGAGACAUUUUAAAAACUUUUGUUUUUGUACCGUGCCCUGAAAAUACCUCUCAUCAAAAAUGAAUGCUCAACUUUUUGAACAAAACAAUAUCAAUUUCGAAAUAUAUCUUGUUAAAGAGAGCCAUACAUCCGAUAUUUGUAUGUAAAUGUGUGUUUAAUGCAGUUACUGCCAUGUCUUAGCAUUUACUUGACCAUUCCGUCCACGGGAUCAUUUAGUCUACAUUUAAGGAAAUAAACUCGUGAAAUGUUACUGUUUAAUUGGUAAUUUUCGCGGGACUUAUUUCGCUAUAUUUGCGACCAUUUAGUAUAGUGCAAAUACAUACACUAAUGAAUAAAUGUGAUUACUGCAGAAUGUUUACAAGAGGGUGUUGUGCGAAAUUUAUUGACCGUUUCUUUGUCGCAACGAAGUAAACCGCGAAAAAAGCAGCCCCGUGAAAUUUAAAAACCGACAGUAUCGAACUUGAAAGUGACGCAUAUGCUGAUAUCGCGAGGAACAUGCAACGCAAUGUCUAGACAGAUGUAAUUAGUAAGAACAGUAAUUAAACCCCAGUCACAAAGUGUAAAAUAAAAGUAUAUUUAUAUAUACAGCUACAUAUGUGUAUCAAAAAGAAUACAUCUCAGAUUCGGCAUGAGAACAGUUUUAUGAAUUCAAACCACGUUUGUUCUUGUAAUCAUGUAUGUUUCCCCAUAUUGUUCGAGAUUCGAUGUCGCAAGCAAUGUUACAUUAUACGCAUGUAAAAAAUUUCAAAAGAAGUAGUGCUCAGGAACUGAAAUUUAACAACCAAAUCAAAAUUUAAUCAAAGACUGUUCAUGUGUCAGAGACCAUUAGCGGCCGACGGUGUAUGUCGGGCAUUCGGUGACUGGAACUCUCGGCAGUGCCAUGUUAAAUAAAAUAUGACAUGAGA
Pecten maximus is the source of this 3505-nucleotide messenger RNA. RefSeq lists its product as uncharacterized. The coding region runs from base 656 to 2641 and encodes 661 amino acids. The transcript has 2 exons. Lineage: Eukaryota; Metazoa; Mollusca; Bivalvia; Pectinida; Pectinidae. The record is from RefSeq and is a predicted model, not a curated record.